This is a messenger RNA of Caenorhabditis auriculariae, 348 nucleotides long. The record is from the annotation of a GenBank genome assembly. Lineage: Eukaryota; Metazoa; Nematoda; Chromadorea; Rhabditida; Rhabditidae.
AUGUCGUCGCUCUCUUCAGUCGCCGUGCUGCUUCUCUUCGCGACGCUCGCGUCGGCGACGUCGCGACUCAACGGCAACGUCGCCGACGCCUACGGGCAAGUCGCGGAGAAACUGCGAACGCUGGCGACGCUGCACGAGGAGCGAGGCCGGGUGCCGCCGAUCAGGACGUUCGGCGACUUUGUCGCGCAGGCCCGCGAGGAGGAGCGAAUGAGGAGACUCGUCCAUCAGCUCGACGUCGUCGAGGAUCGUCUCCGGCACAGCAACCUCGACUUGGGACGGCCGGCCGAGGAUUCUCAGCCCAAGAGCGAUUUAUCUUUGAAAUACGAAUCGAAAAAAUAUGGGAAAUAG